AUGUGGUUGUUACUGAUGCUGCCGGUGCUUGCCAUCGCAGCGGCACCACCGAGCGACUCAGAUGCAUGUAAUCCGGAUAAGAUGACAGUUUAUCGAAUGGUAUUACAUACAUAUUGGACAAGAGAAAAGUUUCCAAAGCACUAUCCAGACUGGAGACCCCCUGCUCAAUGGUCGAAAGUAUACGGUGUAUCCCAUAGCCGUUCAUACGUGCUAUUUCGUCUUGGAAGACGAGUCUCUCCAUCAGUCCGUCAGUUUGCUGAAUCAGGUAGAUCUGAUACACUCGGAGCAGCGCCUGGUACUCUAGACGUCUUCGGCGGAGCAGCCAUCGGUCAAGGAUUGGGCAGAGCUGAGGCUGAUUUUUUUGUCGAUGGGAAUCACUCCAGGGUCUCGGUGAUGACGAAGAUGAUACCGUCUCCGGAUUGGUUCAUUGGAGUUGACAGCUUUGAUCUUUGCGUUGACGGAAAUUGGCUGGACAGCAUUACUAUAGAGGUGGACCCAUUGGACGCGGGAACGGACAACGGUUUCACGUUCACAGCUCCGAACUGGCCGACUGCCCCCCAGGGGGUCGCGUAUCGCAUCACAUCCAAAUACCCCUCGCACCCCGCCGGCUCCUUCUUCUACCCCCACCUGAGAAGACUUCCGCCGAUAGCCACGUUCCAAUUUAUUAAGCUGCGGGAAUACGAGCUCUCGGAAGUUUUUCAUCGUGACAGUGAUGACCGUAAAUAUGACGUGCUCCAAUUGGACAAAUUAAACCACAAUAAUGUUGAUGUUCUUGAUGGCAACCGAGCACUCUCCAUCGCUGAAGAGGUCGAAAGAGCUGAAGCGCCAAGGAUUUACUCAGACGGAUCUCUAACAACGCCAGAUAGCUCGUAUUCAUAUUACUCCAUCACAAACAACACAGCGAGCACUGAGGAGCCAAGAUCAGCAAAUGAAGUACCGAAUCCUACAGCAAGCGAGCGUUCAGCUUUGCGGAGUCUGGCAAGAAGAUAUCGUGCUAGAAGACGACGUAAACUUCGCGGAGACAGUACCGACCCGGCCGAGAGAAGGAAGCGAAAAAGAACAAGGCUCCUAGACUGUCGGGUAUCUCAAUGGGGUGAAUGGAGUCCAUGUAGGAAUGACGGCAACUGCGUCGGAUCAGCUCUAAGAACUCGAAGAAUUAUUCGUCGUCAACGACCUGGUGGUAGCCCCUGCCCACCGACAGCUCAGUCCCGAUGGUGCGCUACCAACUGCACCACGCCACCUCCAAUGGAGGACUGGCGAAACAACCUCACGUAA
Messenger RNA from Danaus chrysippus (African queen), 1275 nucleotides. The record is from the annotation of a GenBank genome assembly. Lineage: Eukaryota; Metazoa; Arthropoda; Insecta; Lepidoptera; Nymphalidae.